CCCAGCGGUACCAUAUAGUUUUAUUGCGUGUACCAGAGGGUUUUCACUUCUUUUCCCUUUUUCUUCUCGUGCAGCCGAUUCGGGGAAGGAAAACAAUCAAAUUGUUGGGUUUCAGAGUUCCAGAAGGAAUUAGGGUUUAGAAGUUGAACGAAACAAUAACACCAGAUCUUUGUAUCGACUGAGAUUCCAUAAUGGAUGUGAUUAAGACUCAGCAGAUCUCGGCGAGGCCGAUUGAGAAAGUGAUAGUGCAUCCAUUAGUUCUUCUAAGUAUUGUUGAUAAUUACAACAGAGUUGCUAAAGACACCAGGAAACGUGUUGUUGGUGUUCUUCUUGGUAGUUCUUUUAAAGGAACUGUUGAUGUUACCAAUAGCUAUGCAGUGCCCUUUGAAGAAGAUGACAGGGAUCCCAGCAUAUGGUUUCUUGAUCAUAACUACCAUGAAUCUAUGUUUUCCAUGUUCAAGAGAAUAAAUGCCAAGGAACAUAUUGUCGGUUGGUACAGCACUGGUCCAAAACUGCGUGAAAAUGACCUUGAUGUUCAUGCAUUAUUCCAUGAUUAUGUUCCAAAUCCUGUUUUGGUAAUCAUUGAUGUGCAACCUAAAGAAUUGGGAAUUCCAACUAAAGCCUACUAUGAUAUUGAAGAAGUCAAGGAGAACGCCACACAGAAAAGCCAGAAGGUUUUUGUACACGUGCAAUCAGAAAUUGCUGCUCAUGAAGUUGAGGAAAUUGGAGUGGAGCACUUGCUCAGGGAUGUUAAGGAUACUACCAUUAGCACCCUUGCAACUGAGGUUACGGGCAAACUUGCAGCUCUAAAGGGGCUAGAUGCACGUCUUCGCGAGAUUCGUGGUUAUCUUGAUCUUGUAAUUGAGGGAAAACUCCCUUUGAAUCAUGAAAUUCUGUACCAUUUGCAGGAUGUGUUCAAUCUUCUUCCUAAUCUCAAUGUGGCCGAGCUAAUCAAGUCUUUUGCAGUUAAAACAAAUGACAUGAUGUUGGUGAUUUAUCUUUCUUCACUCAUCAGAAGUGUAAUUGCUUUACAUAAUCUGAUAAACAACAAGAUGCUAAACAAAGAACACGAGAAAGCUGAAGAUGCUAGUCCAGCAGCUAUCCCAGCUGUAGCAGGGAGCUAAGAAACUGUAGCGAUGAUGUUCAGCCCGUGCGAAAUGAAUCUGCAACCAUUUCAAGACCUCCAUGCUUCUACAAGUAAUUUAUGUUAAUAUAGAUUUUGCAUGUUUCAUUUUAUGUGAAUUUCGGAUUGUUACUGUUUCCAAGUAAUUUAUGUUAUUCAGAAACUCUAGAACUUUUUUUGGGUUUGCUCAAUUACUAUGAACGGUUGAGUUUUAGGAUUUAAAGAGUUGGGUUUCAAUCGUUUAUAUUUAUUUUGUUCAAAGCAGAUCGUCGAUUGUUCAGUGGAGUCUUCUUGAUCGUAACACGGUUAACUCAUCUUUUUCUUCUAGGUCUGACUUAAUUAUGUCUAACCUUUUAAGAUUUAUUUUCCUUGAUUUUGAUA
Papaver somniferum (opium poppy) is the source of this 1504-nucleotide messenger RNA. Its product is annotated as 26S proteasome non-ATPase regulatory subunit 7 homolog A-like. The transcript has 10 exons. The coding region runs from base 192 to 1124 and encodes 310 amino acids. Gene Ontology annotation, biological process: proteasome-mediated ubiquitin-dependent protein catabolic process. Lineage: Eukaryota; Viridiplantae; Streptophyta; Magnoliopsida; Ranunculales; Papaveraceae. Gene Ontology annotation, molecular function: metallopeptidase activity; protein binding. Gene Ontology annotation, cellular component: proteasome complex; proteasome regulatory particle. The record is from RefSeq and is a predicted model, not a curated record.